Gryllus bimaculatus (two-spotted cricket) is the source of this 2494-nucleotide messenger RNA. NCBI's taxonomy places the organism in Eukaryota, Metazoa, Arthropoda, Insecta, Orthoptera, Gryllidae. The record is from the annotation of a GenBank genome assembly.
GGCUGGCAGCUCGACCCCAGCAAAGUUCAGCAUGCAAAUGUUGCCGAAUGAUCUUGGUGCGAAUCAGCAGCAGCGAGCAGCAGUACGAAUUGGUGUGUGCGGGCGUGUAGUAGUUUGUAUCUGUACGUGAAAUACAAGUGUCAGGUGGUAUUAAGAAAUGACAGUGAAAUAAAAUAUAUAAUAGAAAUGGGCAAGCGAUAUUAUUGCGACUACUGUGAUCGCCACUUUGUUGAUGAUUUAGAAGCUCGGAAGAAACACUUGGCCGGUGUUAUGCAUAUGCGCAUGAGGAAAGACUAUUAUAAUCAAUUUAAAGAUGCUGAAACUCUGUAUAAAGAAGAAACAGCAAAAUUGACUUGCAAAAGAUUCCAGCGUUUUGGAGAAUGUGUGUUUGGUUCCAAUUGCAGAUUCUCUCAUUACUCGAGGGAAGACUUGGAGUUAUUGAAACGUCAAGUGGAAGACCAACAGAGAUGGGCGAGCUUCAAAAAUCCAGUAUUUAAAGAAGAACCCACUCUUGCAUCUUGGUUGGAAAAAAGAAAUCAAAGUAUUCUUUUGUCCAAAGCAUCAAGUUCUAGUUCUAGCUCUGUGACUGCGUGGGGAACGCCAGCAGGGUUUGUGGGCAGGCUUGACCUUCCCCCCUCCCUCCAGCCCUUGAAGAUUGAAGAUUUCAGUCAUUCAGACUUUGACACAUGGGGUUGACCUACUUGCAAUACAGUCGAUCUUUUGUUUUUAACUCUCCGAUUGGAAUUCUUAACUCUGUCGUCUCUCCCCCAUUCAAUUAUUAAGACAAAGGCAGAUACAGAGAAAAGUGGGAGAACUUUAAGCAACGAAUGGAGGGAAACGCAUUGAGGACGGAUAACCUACGCAAUGACCUGAAAUGACCAAAGGUUACUCUGCAACUGCUUCUGGGGGUGCAACAGCUAAUGUCAUAUUUAAAUUCACUUUGUUGAAAGUUUCAGAGAGCAGAUUUGCUGCCACUUUUGAUUUGGCCGUAGUGUUAGCAAAUGCACUUUGAGCUUCCAUUACACUCGGAAGUGGCCCUUUGUGCAGAAUUCUUGAAUCAGACCUUCACUGCCAGUCAGGUUGAGAUAACUGUACCGGCAGCACACCUUUAGGGGGACGAAAGCUGGAAGAUCCAAGAGGUUUGUACAAACGUGAAUCAAUGUAGGUUACUUUUUUAAAUGUAAAGACAGGUUUCUUUUCAAUUCCUUUUCUUUCUGGUUUUGAUGCUACCCGUCUUCUCUUCUUCCACUCUUCCAGUUUUCGUUGCCUACCACAGGAAACUAGGAAUAUCUUGUGGUGGUUCGAAGUCCUUUGCCUCUAGCACUAUAAUUAUGAUAUUAAAAGCAAAGAGAACUACCAUAGGAUAUUUACAUAUGGAGCAUCAACAAAUAAAAAACCCCAACACAGAGCUGUCUUAUUAUAUCUGCAUCUAAAAAUAUGCUAAAAACUGCCUAAAAUUAUUAAAGACGUGAAGAAAAGAAAUUUAAUGACUUGGUGAAAAGUAUUUAUCAUUAAUGUGCCCCUGUAACUAAUGCAUUAGGAAAUGUGUGUUUUAUAAAUUGUUUUGUAUGUAUUUUCUUGUAUAUGUGUAUUAUUAUGUUAUAUUGUGUGUUAAUAAAUUGUAUAUUUUGUUUUAUACCAUUUUUAAGUUAUUACACUUCCACAAUGCUUGGAAUGUAUCACAGUACAAGUGUAUUGUCAAAAAACAAAAAAUUAUUUGCGGGAUGAGCUGGCAAUGCCGUCUGAGCUCGGAAAUAUGCAAGGAUUUCCAUUCCUCUUGAAUGUCGAAGAAUCCAGUAAAUGUUGAAUGGAAAUCGUCAUGUCUAUGUCUGGUAAUAAUGAAACAUGUUAUCAAUUACUCAAUAAGAGUACUGUCAAAUCACCAGGAGCAUAUAUUUAACUGGAUGUAAGGAAUAACUUGGUAUAGGACAACAAAAACUUCUUGUAUCUGAAUGUGAUGGUAUGCUGCAGAGGGAAGUACUAGACCUGAUUGCUGCAAUACAAUAUUAUAACAGAAUCCAAUUGUUGCAAAAAGAGAGCUAACCAAAAGAUAGUAACUACUUCUGUUCUGUGAUUGUUCAUAGGCAGAAUAAUUAACUGGGAAUUAUGUAAAUAGGAUUAGAAUUAAGAGAUGCAAUAGGGGCUUAUAUUGACACUUAAAUGAAAGGAAUUUCAUCUAUAUUUAGUAUUAUGGAAUAAAUUUUAUGGAACAGUGGUCACUGUGGUAAUAUUGAUUAAUUUUUAUAGAAGAAACUACUACUGUUUCUCAUUAACUGGAGAGUGAAAUGUUUCUACAUAAAAGACCCACCAGCUAGUUUACUCAAGAUACCACAAUUCUUGGACUUGUUGACAGUGUCUCAAUUUGAAUUUUUAUUUUAAGAAAUUUAUUUCUUGGAAGUAAUUUUCCCAGGGAACGUUCUAUAAUGUACAAGGGAUUACUUUCAAAGAGAACAUUUUGUGUUUUGUAAAAGAGUAUAAGGUUGUACACAAUUCA